Molecule: messenger RNA, 1029 nt
Organism: Euleptes europaea (tarantolino)
Lineage: Eukaryota; Metazoa; Chordata; Lepidosauria; Squamata; Sphaerodactylidae
Product: serine protease 27-like
Exons: 6
Coding region: 1-1029 (342 amino acids)
Biological process (GO): proteolysis
Molecular function (GO): serine-type endopeptidase activity
Source: RefSeq, a predicted model, not a curated record
AUGGGACAUCAAAUACAAGCAUGGAACGCAAGCAGGAGAUUCGCAGGUUUGGUUCUGCUGUUGCUUCUGCAGGCGGUGAUGGAUGUCAAGCCGAGUGAGGCCCCCAGAGUAUGCGGCAAGCAGGGACCUAUGAAGCGAAUCAUAGGAGGGGAAGAUUCCCAGAACGGAGAAUGGCCCUGGCAGGUCAGCAUCAAGAUGAACGGGGUACACCACUGUGGAGGGUCCCUUGUUACUGACCAGUGGAUCAUCACAGCAUCACACUGCUUUAAACUGUUCAAUGUACCUUCCAAUUUCUCCGUGUUGCUUGGAGCUCGAAAACUCUCCGAUCCCGGCCCUCAUUCCAUCACUGCUGCCGUGAAGCAGAUUAUCCUCAACCCAGAGUACGAGGGAAAUUUGAGGGUCGGAGACAUUGCCCUCCUACAACUGGAGCAACCAGUUAAUUUCUCCCAACGGAUCAUCCCCAUCUGCGUCCCCGAUGCCGGUGUUGACUUCCCCCCAGGGCACAAGUGCUGGGUCACCGGCUGGGGUGAUCAUGAGAAAGGAAGAGCGAGCCCCCGAAUCUCUGAUAUGCUACAGAAGCUGGAAGUCCCCAUCAUCAGCACAGAUGAGUGCAACGCCCUCUACCACCUGGACUCUGAGGAGCCCAAGUUGACACGGGAAAUCAAAAGCGACAUGCUGUGUGCUGGCUAUGCCGACGGGGGACGGGAUGCUUGCCAGGGCGAUUCGGGAGGACCACUGGCCUGCCAGAUGGGCAACAUCUGGCUCCUUGCAGGUGUUGUGAGCUGGGGAGAAGGUUGCGCCGAGGAGAACCGUCCUGGCGUUUACGCCCGUCUCACAUACUACCAGCAGUGGAUACACAGCCAUAUACCAGAACUGGAGUUCACAAGCACAGCGGUCAAGGGUCACAGGACAACCGUAGACAGCAAAAACCGAAUAGUGGACAAUAGUGGGUCCUCUUUCACUUUCAGUCUCACGUCCGUCAUCAUAGCCUCCAUCUUUUUGCUGGUGUCUGCUGGGUAUAUUCUUUAG